Messenger RNA from Chenopodium quinoa (quinoa), 4100 nucleotides. RefSeq lists its product as uncharacterized. Gene Ontology annotation, molecular function: hydrolase activity, acting on ester bonds. Bases 481 to 3786 code for a protein of 1101 amino acids. NCBI's taxonomy places the organism in Eukaryota, Viridiplantae, Streptophyta, Magnoliopsida, Caryophyllales, Amaranthaceae. The record is from RefSeq and is a predicted model, not a curated record. The transcript has 18 exons.
AAGGCACAAUACACAGGAAAGUUUUGUAAAAUGUACUCCGUAGCGUACAUGAGAUAAUUAGCUAUUUUCAAUCAUUUUGUAUGGAAAUCACUCUAUAUUACUUGUAGUUCGCAUUUCAAAUCUGAAGAGUGGGUAAUUAAUACGAGUAAUCGCAUGAACCCAAAUUCAAUCAACUUUUGACUUCAAUUUCCCUUUUUCUUCCACCCUCUUUUCCUCAUUCAGUUCGCCUUCGCCACCUCAUUUUAAACAUUUCAAACUCCAACAAAAUUCAGCUGCUGUAGCCAUACCCAUAACCACCAUCCAACUCUCUCUCUCUCUCCCAUUUGAUCUGCAAAACUCCUUCAUCAAGUCCAACGCAGUCGAUCAUCAUAAUUCUACUACAAUAAUCGAUCAAUUUGAAGUCAAAUCCAACACUUGGAUCUCUCAUCUUCAGCUGCAGAAUGCAUUAAAAUUCCAACCGAUUUGAUCAAGAACAAGAGAAUGCUGGCAAUGGAAACUGCAAAAUCGAAGCUCAAAAUUGGUGGACUGAUCGCAAUCACAUUGAUAAUUAGUGUAAUUGGAUUAUUCGGCUUGUUAAAGCCAAUUCACAAUGGUUGUGCUAUGACUUACAUGUAUCCGAUGUAUAUUCCGAUUUCGGCGCCGAAGAAUUUGUCGUCGAAUAAGUAUGGAUUGUAUUUGUAUCAUGAAGGAUGGAAGAAGAUUGAUUUUGAUCAGCAUCUUAAGCAGCUUAAUGGUGCUCCUGUGUUGUUUGUACCUGGCAAUGGCGGUAGUUAUAAGCAGGUGCGCUCAAUCGCAAAAGAGUCUCAUUGGGCAUACACCUCAGGGCCACCUGAACGUAGUUAUUAUCAAGUGGCUUCUUUGGGUCCAGAGGAAGAGGAGGAAGGGCUGGACAUUGGUGCAGCUAAGUUUUCUCUACCCAAUCAAUAUGCUUCUAAGCUGGACUGGUUUGCUGUGGAUUUGGAAGGUGAACAUUCUGCCAUGGAUGGUCAGAUCCUUGAAGAACAUACAGAAUACGUUGUAUAUGCAAUUCAUCGGAUAUUGGAUCAAUAUAAAGAAUCUUCUGAUGCUAGAACUAAGGAAGGUGCUGCUGUUUCUGAAAAUUUGCCUAAAAAUGUUAUAUUAGUUGGUCAUUCCAUGGGUGGUUUUGUUGCUAGAGCUGCCACUGUUCACCCAAAUUUACGGAAAUCGGCUGUUGAAACAAUUGUUACACUUUCGAGUCCGCACCAGUCACCUCCUGUGGCAUUGCAACCAUCUUUGGGCUAUUACUACACGUCCAUAAAUCAGAAAUGGCGGGAAGGAUAUCAUAUGCAAGGUUCUCAUGCUCGUAGUUAUGCAUCACGUCCUACACUCUCUCAUGUUGUUGUGAUCUCAAUUUCUGGAGGAAUCAAUGAUUAUCAGGUGCGGUCGAAUUUAGAAACUCUUGAUGGCAUUGUCCCUCCCACCCAUGGCUUUAUGAUCAGCAGUACAGAAAUGAAGAAUGUGUGGUUGUCAAUGGAACACCAGGCAAUUUUAUGGUGCAAUCAACUUGUUGUCCAAGUGUCACAUACACUUCUUAGUUUGGUGGAUUCAGUAACAGGAAAUCCAUUCACUGAUAGACAAAAAAGAUUGGCAGUUUUUACAAAGAUGCUUUAUGGUGGCCUUCGACAAAGAGUUUUGGCCAUUGGUGGUGAUGAAAGGAAUUAUCUUGGUUCUUGUCCUAAAAAUGUUUUAUGGGAUGUGGACAAUCUUGAGAAGGAUCUUUAUAUUCAGACUCCCACAGUCACUGUCUUAGCAAUGGAUGGAAAGAGACGUUGGUUGGAUAUUCAGAAGCUGGGUUCAAAUGGGAAAAGCCAUUUUGUAUUGGUUACAAAUCUUUCCCCAUGUUAUGGGAUCAGAGUUCAUCUCUGGCCAGAAAAGGGAAACUCUUCAUCUGACUUGCCUCUUGGCAAAAGAAUAGUGGAGGUGACAUCAACAACGGCACAAAUUCCAUCAGGACCAGCACCAAGGCAGAUUGAACCAGGGAGUCAGACAGAACAGCCUCCUCCAUCUGCUGUAUUUUGGUUAAGGCCUGAAGCUAUGCAGGGAUUUAGAUUCAUAACAAUUUCAGUGGCUCCUCGGCCGACGGUAUCUGGGAGACCUCCACCGGCAGCUUCAAUGGCUGUUGGACAAUUCUUCAACCCAGGGGAGGGAGUUAAGGAAUUUUCUCGGUUCUCAUUACUUCUGUCUGCCAUUUUGCGUAAUGAGAUAUUGUUCAAGGAGGAUCAUCCUAUAGCUCUUAAUCUUUCUUUUACCAUCAGUUUAGGACUGUUACCUGUCACGAUUUCUCUAAAAACAAGUGGUUGUGGAAUAAAAAAUUCUGGAUUUUCAGCUCAAGAGGAUGAUGAUGUUGAAAACAGCCGGCUUUGCAAGAUGCGAUGCUUUCCAGCUGUGGCCUUUGCUUGGGAUAGGACAUCUGGUCUUCAUGUAUACCCAAAUCUGAAUUCUGAAACAGUCAUCGUAGACUCUGCACCAGCACUCUGGAAUUCAGCCCAGGGAUCGGACAAAACUACUGUCUUGUUACUGGCCGAUCCUCACUGUGCUUACAAAGCUAGCUUUUCUGUUUCAAUCACUGCUGCUGCAAGCAGAUUUCUGCUUCUAUACUGCUCUAAGAUAGUUGGUCUUGCUAUUGCCGUAGUCUUCUUUGUUCUCAUGAGGCAAGCACAUGCCUGGGAGCGUGAUUUGCCUAUACCAUCAAUGUUAACUGCUGUUGGGUGUAAUAUGAAGCUGUUUACCCCAUUUCUCCUAGUGACUGUAGUGCCUUUGUUCACCCCUCCAGUGCUCUCUGUCCUUCAGUUUCAUCCCAUUCCAUCAGUCUCAAGCUUCCUUGUUGUAUCACUUGCCUGUUACAUGUUUGCGAAUGGCCUCAUCAUUAUUCUGAUUUUAGUCUCACAGUUGGUUUUUCAUGUCAGUGCCGUUGCUCAUGUUUUCUUCAGGAAAAGGUGGCAAGUAUGGGAAGGGAACUUCUGUUUGGUCUGUCUCCAAAAGUUUUUCAACCUUGUCUCCAGGAUCUUUUCAUUUAAGGUGGUGAGAGUUAUUAGAUCUAAUCCAGUACUCAUGAUGGCUUUGGUAGCAACCAUUUUGGUGUGCUUUGUUCAUCCAGCAUUGGGCUUAUCAUUACUGCUGAUAUCACAUUAUUUAUGCUGCCAUAGUGCAUUGUGCAGCUAUUUGACAGCAUCCUAUCGCAGAGGAACACAAAAAAAGGAAUCAUAUAACUCUAAAGAUAAAGACUAUGAUCGGUCGGAACAGUAUGCUUCUCAGCAAAGCCGUCGGUCGAAACGUGGUUUGCCUUUAGAAGAGAAUCAUAACAUUCCUGGUGGACCCCUUUACAGUUAUGAUAACAUACAGUUAGAAAUCUUCCACCACAGACAUGGGAUGCUAAUUUUGCAUUUUCUUGCAAUGCUAAUGUUUGCUCCUUCCCUAGUGGCCUGGUUACAGAGAUUAAGAAUGGGUCAGAGUUUUCCUUGGUUUCUAGAUUCAGUUCUUUGCAUUGGUGUCAUCCUUCAUGGUGUUUGUGACUCAAAUCCAGAACUUAAUUUCUUUGUUUACCCCAUCCCUGGUGUACGUGGGCUUGAAGUAAAGUUGAGCUUUGCCUACCUGCUUGCUGGAUAUUUUUCAUUCUUGUCAGGCCUGGCAUUGGCUCCUUAUAGAGUGUUAUAUGCCAUGGCUACUAUUGGAGCACUUUCAUUUGCGUUCAGAAUGAUCCGAAGGAGGAACAGAGAGAAGGGAGAGGCAAUUUUUAGUAGUCGGAAGCACUCUCAUCGCCAAUAGUUACAGUAAAUUUUUGUAGGUAGGUCCUGUACGUUGUACCAAUCAUUUGUUGAUUGCCUUCUGAAGGUAUUGUAAACCCUAGCUUCUUGCCCUCAGUUUUGCAAUUCCAUAACCAUUUUCACGAUAUAUUUUUUUUUAUUACUGUGGAGAAAUGUAGAUUGAACUCUGAUAUAGGACAAAUAGAUUUAAUGUGAACUCACUAGUCAGUAUCCCUUUAGGGAGAUAACAGAGUUAUUUUUCUUCGCUUUUGUAUUUCCCAUGUAGCUUCACACGCAAAUACAAUUUCUUAAAUGGAUUUUUUCAUCUUGUUUUCA